This is a messenger RNA of Paramormyrops kingsleyae, 705 nucleotides long. Its product is annotated as U6 snRNA-associated Sm-like protein LSm1. Gene Ontology annotation, biological process: deadenylation-dependent decapping of nuclear-transcribed mRNA. The record is from RefSeq and is a predicted model, not a curated record. Gene Ontology annotation, cellular component: Lsm1-7-Pat1 complex; P-body. Lineage: Eukaryota; Metazoa; Chordata; Actinopteri; Osteoglossiformes; Mormyridae. Gene Ontology annotation, molecular function: mRNA binding.
UUAAUCGGUUUGUUGCAGGUGAGACGUGUCUCACCUGUGAUUGGCGGCCUAAAAAGAGUUAAAAGGAUGUUACCCUCUUAGCCUCUAUUUGCAAUCAUCAUUUGAAACGAUUCAUGGUCUAACAGUGAAGACAUCUGUUUGAAAUAUAAUUAUGAUGAAUUAUAUGCCUGGGACUGCGAGCCUCAUUGAGGAAAUUGAUGAAAAACACCUGGUCCUUCUCCGUGAUGGAAGAACAUUGAUUGGAUUCCUUAGAAGCAUAGAUCAGUUCGCCAAUCUAGUUCUGGAUGAAACUGUGGAACGUAUCCAUGUUGGCAAGAAGUAUGGGGACAUUCCCAGAGGAAUAUUCGUUAUCAGAGGGGAAAAUGUCGUCCUGCUUGGAGAAAUUGACCUGAUCAAGGAAUGUAAAAGAGUGCUGCGGCCAGUGUCCAUUGAGGAGAUCUUGGAGGACCAGAGAUGCCAGCAGCAAGCAAAGCAAGAAGCAGAAAAGACGAAGCUCCAGGUCCUGAAGGAGCGGGGCCUGUUUGUUCCCAGAGCAGACACACUGGAUGAAUACUGAGCAAUUUGUCGUGUUAUUGAUUAUUAGCACAACUACUCAUUAUUUUGUCAUCUUGAUUUUGUAAUCCUGAAUUUGACCUUUAAGAGGUCAUAGCUUCUGGGGUUAGAUGGGGUAAUAAAAGACAAACUCUUAUCUCACCCAACAAGUAA